Messenger RNA from Chara braunii, 2391 nucleotides. The record is from the annotation of a GenBank genome assembly. NCBI's taxonomy places the organism in Eukaryota, Viridiplantae, Streptophyta, Charophyceae, Charales, Characeae.
AGCUCCAUCUACAGACUGUGUGGGGCACAUACUCACCAUAGCUAUGGCAGACACCUCAACCUUGAGUGAUGCUGUUGUGCUUGAGGAUGUGCAGGUGCAGGAUCUAGAACGCCUUCCUCCGCAGGAUAUGAUCAUCAACCUGCACUUAAAACGAGAGCUGAUAGAAGAAGGGAAGCAGCGGGUGAAAGCGUUGAAAAAUCAGAUACGGUGGGACAAUGUCGCAAAGGACAUUCUGUGGAUCCGCAUCCGUGAUGCGUGCUGGUCACAGAUGUCAGAACACAUGCUCAUUCUCUCUGGAAUAGGAAAGCGAGACUUGACUGUGCCGAGUUAUCCUCUGCGUGCAUGGGGUCCAAAGGAGCGCCGGCAAGUACAUGUGAUAGAGUUCUUAAGAGGCGUCGAAGCGGAAGAAAUGAAGCUGAGAACGAAGAACCAUGGUGUCGCUGGGAUCAUCAAGAGACUCCUGUUUGUGGAUAUGUCAUCUAAGGGACAUGCUAGCGUGGCAGCAACUGUUCUUCUUGAAUUACCAGUUAAGAAUACUCCAGUUCUGCAGUCAGAUGUGAAUUCGUUACCCACCAAGAGCAGUAAUCAGGAGCCUUCUGGACGGCUAAGCAUCAGUACAGUUGUAAAAGGGGUAGAUCUUCUAGGAAAUAGGCAAGAAGUGCCUGGGGUCGAAUCAACAAUACACGACCUGGAGCUUGAUGGAGAGGAGAUCACCUUAAUGGGAGGGAGGGAAGGAGCAGGAGGAGGAGGAGGAGUCUCGCAUCAGUCGGGUCAAUCGGGUGGUGGUCAUGGAGAGGAGAGACUUGUCAAAAUGGAUGAUGGAAGAACGGAAAGGCGAGUUUCAACCGUCAGGCCAGUAUCCAGCCUGUCAGCCAGAGAAGGGUCAGUUGGGGAAGUAGGGUCAUCGAGCAUCGUAUCCAAAGCAGGAGGCAUAAGGAGGCCACGUACUUCAGUGGAGGUAGACGUAGGGAGUAAGUCUGGAGGAAUAAACAAUGAGCUGCUCAGGGGACGGAUGUCAGGGAUUGGAGGAAUGCUGACGUCUGCAGGGAUGGUCGUCGAUGCUAUUGAUGAACAAGAAGAGAAGGAAGGGGUUUCCAGGGAGGGUGGAGGACGAGGAGGGGAGAGUGGUGGAGCUGGGAAAGGUUCUCGCCGGGAUUCUCCAAGAAUGCGAAAAGCUGAAGCUAGUGGAAGGCAUGACAUAUGGGAUGAUGACGAGGACAUAGUUGAUGAGGUUGAGGAGAACGCUAACAAACUGUAUGCAGAUUACCGGCUUUAUUGCUCAACAAGGAAGCGUACUCAAAUGAUUCUGCUGAAGGAUGAAAUGCACAGGAGAAGGACGGAUUUCAAUAAGGAAUGCAGAAACACACUGCAGAAAAAAGUUUCAAGCUGGGACCUUAUUGCUGAGAAGGAAGGAAGGAUACAUGAAAUAGAGGUGGCUAUAGAGGACGUUGAAAAGGAGAGGCAGGCUUAUGAGCAGCUCAUGGUCUAUACCAAAAAGCGGGAGGAGAUGUACCUUGGUAGCACCUUAGGGGGUGGAUUUAGUCGAGAGACAGGAGUUUCAAGUGGUGGAGAACUCCGUGCACGGAAGUAUGGGGGGAGCUAUGGAGAGAUGCAACUAAGUGAGAGUGAAGAACCAGAAAGAUUAUUGGUUGUAGAGGACUCAGAGAUCAAAGCAGAUAAGCAACUUACUGAGGAGGAGAGGAAGAAGAAGGAAAAGGAGGAGGCAGAACUAGAAAUGCUAAGGAAACGAGCAGAACAGAACCAGGCAAUCAAGAUGGCCUUGACAGACAUGAUGGGCGGAACCUUGGAGAGAAAACAGGCUGGCAAAAUCGAGCUCCAGUAUGAUGCUUGGAUGGAUCUCCCACUUCGACAGCUUUCUGAUGAGCAGGUACGGAAGAUGAAAGAAUUUGAAGAGAAGGUGAAGCCACUUGUCAAUGAUCGAAUACGCAGGAGAAAGGCACUUGAGGUGUAGUACCAUAGCCCAUUUCCUGUUCAAGCUUUCCUGAAUUUAAGUGGUCCUUCAUUUGUCAUCUUGAAACUUUCUGCCAGUUGUUUCAUCUCGUUGUUGUUGAGCUAACCACGAUGUUAUCAAGUUCACCUUCGUGUUGUUGAAGGUUUCAUUUCAGAGUUUUUUGUGUGGGAUUUUUCAAUCAUUUUUGCCUUUUUGUGUUGUGAUUGAAGAUUUGGCUACCAUCUUCACCCGAACAGAACGCCCGGUCAUUAUAGCUGUAUUUGGCACAACUUUCAGCCCAGAUACGGCGAUAAUUACCAGGCGUUCUAUUCGGGUGAAGACGGUAGCACGAUGACUCAGAAUAGCUUUUCUUUUCCUAAUUUUUAAUCGUCCUUUCACCUUGCUUUGCGUUUUUGUUCCAACAAAAAUGGCUAACCAUG